Capsicum annuum is the source of this 1358-nucleotide messenger RNA. Its product is annotated as transcription factor MYB36. The transcript has 3 exons. The coding region runs from base 150 to 1178 and encodes 342 amino acids. NCBI's taxonomy places the organism in Eukaryota, Viridiplantae, Streptophyta, Magnoliopsida, Solanales, Solanaceae. The record is from RefSeq and is a predicted model, not a curated record.
UGACAUCAUCCACUCUUUUUUCUACCUAUAAAACUAAGUCUUCUCUUCCCAAAAAAUUUCAAACCAAAAAUAAUCACAAGUACUUCAAGAGUUAACCAAAAAAUAAAAAAGUAUUUUGGAAGAAAAUUUAAAAAAAAAAAUUAAAAAAAAUGGGUAGAGCUCCAUGUUGUGACAAAGCAAAUGUGAAAAAAGGACCAUGGUCACCAGAAGAAGAUGCAAAACUCAAGGCUUAUAUUGAAGAAAAUGGCACUGGUAACAAUUGGAUUGCUCUUCCCCAAAAAAUAGGGCUUAAGAGAUGUGGAAAGAGUUGCAGGUUAAGAUGGUUGAAUUACUUAAGACCUAAUAUUAAACAUGGUGGAUUUACUGAAGAAGAAGACAAUAUCAUUUGCAGUCUCUAUAUUAGUAUUGGAAGCAGGUGGUCGAUAAUAGCUGCACAGCUUCCUGGAAGAACAGAUAACGAUAUCAAGAAUUACUGGAACACCAGACUGAAGAAGAAGCUUCUUGGAAAAAGAAAACAAUCUCAAAUGAAUAGAUUAUUGCUUGCUAAUGGUGGUCAAGAUCUUAAAGAACUAAAUGGAUUAGAAGAAAAUCCAUUAUUACAAAACCUAAGUAACUCAGCUCUUGAAAGACUUCAACUUCAUAUGCAACUUCAAACCCUAACAAACCCUCUUUCUUUUUAUAAUAAUCCAUCACUUUGGCCUAAGUUAACCCCUCUUCAACAAAAAAUGAUCCAAACCCUACAAGUUAAUGGCUUAAAUGAGGAUCAACCACCUCUUUACGCGCCGAUAAACCCUAGUGAAAACCAUGCUCAAGAAUUAGGGCAAAAAGUUGGGAUGAAUGAAUUUGCUAGUACUAACUUCAAGGUGAAUGAUCAAGUGGAAAAAAGUAGUCCAAUUGAUGUUCUUGACACGAACGUAGGUCAAGAAAACACGAGAGAUCAGAUCCAGAUUCAGGGCGUUCAGGGUUUUACUCAACUGGAGAUCGAUGACCUAAUUCUCAGCAACAAGGGAUCGAUAGGCAUGAAUAUGAACUCCGAAUUCGAUUUGGCAUGGUGGUCUAAUGAAUUUGACACAAAUAGAGCUUCAGCAUCAAAUUCUUGGGGUUCAUCUUCAAAUAUUCUUCAAAAUACUCAUGAUGAAAUGUAUCAAGAUUAUGCACUAGGGUAUAAUUUGCAAUAAUGUAUAAUUAUGUAGAGGGGGAAUAGGGAAAGCUUGUGGGUAAAUUAAUGGUUGUUGUAAAUUUUUUUUUGUGUGUGAAUAAUGCUUUCUCUUUGUCAUCUUGCUAAAUAACGUGUAUGACUUGACUGUCAAUUAAUAUUUUUUUUUUGUAAUCUUUUAAGAUAAACCAUAUAGUAAUAU